AUGCGCCCGUUGACCGAAGAAGAAACCUCGCUGGUAUUCGCCAAAUUGGCGACAUUUAUUGGUGACAAUGUCUCGAUGCUCAUUGAUCGAAAUGAUGGGGAUUACUGCUUCAGAAAUCAUAAGGAGCGUGUUUACUACUGCUCGGAGAAUCUGAUGCGACAGGCGGCGUGCAUCGCGCGCGAGCCGCUCCUCUCGUUCGGCACGUGCCUCGGAAAAUUCACGAAAACCAAAAAGUUCCAUUUGCAAAUCACCGCGUUGGACUAUCUCGCGCCAUACGCGAAAUACAAGGUGUGGCUCAAACCGAACGCCGAACAACAAUUCCUGUAUGGAAACAACAUUCUCAAGUCGGGAAUCGCGCGGAUGACCGAAGGGACGCCGACGCACGCCGGAAUUGUCGUCUUCUCGAUGAGUGAUGUGCCGCUCGGAUUUGGAGUGGCUGCCAAGGGAACUGCUGACAGCAAACGCGCCGAUCCGACGGCUCUCGUCGUUUUACAUCAAUGCGAUCUUGGAGAAUAUUUGAGAAACGAGAGCACCCUUUAA
Messenger RNA from Caenorhabditis bovis, 540 nucleotides. The record is from the annotation of a GenBank genome assembly. NCBI's taxonomy places the organism in Eukaryota, Metazoa, Nematoda, Chromadorea, Rhabditida, Rhabditidae.